CUCCACUCUUCAAUAGUUUGGUGAGAUUUAGUUACCAUCAACCUUUCCGCUAACCAAAUUUCAGCCAUUAACCGGCAUUACAGGUCAACGGGUGUUAACUUUUUGUAAAGAAAAUGAAUGCAGACUCAACGUGGCCUGAUUUUGAAAAAGACCCAAGCGCCGAAGAAUUCCGUAAACUUUUUGUUGGUGGCUUAGAUACUAAAACUACAGAAGAAACGUUAAAAGAUUAUUUCUCGAGCUAUGGAACAAUUGAAACAUGUGAAAUUAUGAAAGACAGAAGUACCCCUCCAAAGUCAAAGGGGUUCGGGUUCAUCACAUUCAAGAACCCAGAUAACAUAGAUGAGAUUCAGAAGAACCGUCCCCAUGAAAUUGAUGGAAGGAAAAUCGAAUCAAAGCGUGCAACACCCAAGCAGCAACAAUAUUGGGCAACAAAGAAGUUGUACAUCAAGGAUUUCCCUAAGGAUCAGAAAGAGGAAGACCUUGUUGAGGAAAUGAAAGAUGUGUUUGGUCGCUAUGGUAACAUCCUAAACAUUAAACUAAUAAAGGAAAAGGAUGCCAAGGAGAACAAUUUGAAGGGGUUCGGUUUUAUCGAGUUUGAUGAUGAAGACCCAGUUGAUAAAUGCAACUUGAUGAGAAAGUUCAAGAUCCGAGGCAAUGAAGCCCAUGUAUCUAAAGCAUACCCUCAGGAAUCUAACCGUGCUGGUGGACGUGGGGGAAGAGGAUACGGUUACUAUGGUGAUUAUGACAUGUACCCGCCAUUUGAUUUCUAUGGGUAUCAGCCACGCCCAUAUGGACGUCAGUAUGGAGGCAGAGGUGACUACGGAGGUUACGGUGGUUAUGACUAUUACCAACAAGGGCGAGGUUACUCCCGCGGUGGUGGCGGCGGUGGCCGCCCAUACAGAGGGGGGAGAUAUUAGAAUCUUGCGCCCAAAUAAAGUUUUUGUUAACACGUGGUCACAGUUGUUGUUAAAUAGUCAAUCCGGAUUUCAUCAAAAUAUUGAAAAAGAACCGUUGAAAAAUUUUCUUAAAAAACUGUAAAUAAAUUUUUUUCUUCAUUUCUCUUAAUCUCGAAAACAUACAAGUUAUUCCAGAAAUAAAGCGUUACCAUUCAACAAGAAAGGAAAGAUCUGUCUCGACUUCAGGGAUUUGAUGUAAAGUGUGAAUUUUUUUGACGCCAGUGUUGAAAUAAAGUGUUCAUCAUCAGACGGGGGAAGAUUUUAAUCAUUUUCAUCACGAUCAAUAUCAUUUUAUCAUCAUCGUCAUCAUCAGAGUGUCUGAGACGUUCUAGAGAUUUAUUUUGUAAAAAUCUCUACGUUUUAUAUCAAUGGCAGCUUUUGGCUGUUAUAUUCUAAUUUUGUAUGUUUUUUUGCAAUCCCUCCAUUGUGCAAGGGAUUUCUGGUUUGAGCUAGUACUGUUCUGCUCUCUGUGCGAGGCUAACGUUAAUGGAAUAGUACUGAAUCAAACCGUUAAUAAAUGACAUCUUGUGUGCUAUAUUUUGUUUUUUACAUUUGUAUUUUUCAUUUGUAUAUGAUUAUCAUAUAGAACAUACAAAUUGUGUUCCAACUGUUACUGAUGUGUAUAUAUACGUAUUUUGUAUAGUUUGCAAUUUUAUGCAGAUGUGUACGAAGAAAGGUUGAAGAUUCUUCACAUGCCAAAAGCACGCAUUAAACAAACUGGCACCUUCUUAGUUGUAUUUAAAGUUUGUUGAGGGAAUUUCAGAUUUUAACUAGCUUGAAAUCAAUUUUGGGAUGUGAUUAUCUUUUAGGUUGGCAUAUGCAGAUGAAAAAACAAACGAUAAUUUUUUUUCUGAGACGAAAAUUUCUAGGGGAAAAGAAUAUAUAUUUUCGGCAGAUCUUGGAAAUGGUUUGAAAUUAAUAUCUUGAUGGGGUUCGAUUGAUUUUUUAACAACAAAUAUGUUAUAAUUGUUAAGUCUCGCGAUCAACUUAAAGAAGUGCAUUUAUAUACAUGGGUCUGUGAAAUAGGUCUUAAUUAAACAAAUCGGAGGAUCUUACAGGAAAUGUUGACGGAACAAAUAAAAUGUUUGGAAAUAAUUGGAUAUUCUUUGUUUAAAAUUGAAAUUUUUGAAUUUAUUUAACUGAUUUAGCUUUUAUAAAUCCUUGUGCAAUCAGGUUAUUGGAGAACAAAUUGAUUUAGAAAAAGGGGUUAACAUCGCAUGUUUCAGUUGUUUUAGAGCACGGAAUGAGAAAAAGAUUUUCUAUUUCUUUAAUUAAGAAGUUUGAAUUUCAGUUGUUACCUGUGUAAUAGAAUCAUGUGUUAAUUAUCAUAUCUACAUACAUUAUUGUACAAGAAGUAACAGAACUUGUAUAUAUAUAUAUGAGACCAUGUUGUCAUUUUUGUAUGUACUACAAUUGUGUAGCAAAAAAAUAAAUGCUACAUGGUUUACAUAAAAAUA
This is a messenger RNA of Mercenaria mercenaria, 2413 nucleotides long. RefSeq names its product heterogeneous nuclear ribonucleoprotein A1, A2/B1 homolog. The transcript has 6 exons. The record is from RefSeq and is a predicted model, not a curated record. The coding region runs from base 114 to 917 and encodes 267 amino acids. Gene Ontology annotation, biological process: regulation of gene expression. Lineage: Eukaryota; Metazoa; Mollusca; Bivalvia; Venerida; Veneridae. Gene Ontology annotation, cellular component: nucleoplasm. Gene Ontology annotation, molecular function: RNA binding.